AUCGGAUCGCCAUCUCUCGCGUGUGGCGGCGCUCGCAACUUCCCCGUUACCAGGGGAACGGAAGUGAUUUGCUUGUCGGUGGUGGUGAGCGCCCUCUCCAUUUGCCGCGGAAACCAGUUAUCGCCAGUUGCUCCGGAGAAUUGCGGCUGGAAGAGGCGGUCGGGCCAGGUGCAGUGUUUCCCGUCAACCGUUCGUUAUUUGUAGCGGGGUGGUGUACGUUCAAUUUCCGCGGUAAUUAUGACUCUAUUGCGGCAUCUUUUGACGAGAGACGGAACCCUAGUUCACAGACGUGGACUAAUGCCCUGAGGAGUGUUCAAAGCGAGGAUGACGUACUACGUGUUGGCUCGAUGCAACAGCGAGCAGUCGCGUGCUUAAUGUUAAAGGUGAGCCCGCAGACACUUGCGACACGUCGUCGUCGUCGUCGUCAUCCAGCCCGAACCACCCUGUCAUGGCGGACGACCCGAAGGGAGACGAGGGGCCCGACCUCCGCCCAGCUACGUUCUGCCGGUCUGAGAGUGCCCAGGACAACACGCAGAAGCACACUGAGAAGGUGCUCCACAGCUGCAAUAUCUGUCCUGCGAAGUUCAGCCACAAGACGAGCUUGCAGCGUCACAACAGGAUACACACGGGUGUGAAGCCGUACAAGUGCGACCUCUGUCCCGCGGCGUUUGGCCACAGCUCAAGCCUGCAGUACCACAAGAAGGUGCACGCGGGCGGCGACGCGAGGCAACACAAGUGCGACCUCUGUCCCUCCGAGUUCACCCGACCGCAGCACCUGAAGGACCACAUGCGGAUUCAUACGGGCGAGAAGCCGUACAAGUGCGACCUCUGUCCCGCCGAGUUCGUCCGGAGCACGUACCUGCGGUCUCACAGGAGGGCGCACACGGGCGGGAAGCCACACAAGUGCAGUCUCUGCGCCGCAGAGUUCAGCCACGGCGCGCACCUGCGGCGCCACACGCGGACACACGCGGGCGAGAGGCCGUACAAGUGCAGUCUCUGUCCCGCUGAGCUCGCGCGGCUCCAGGACAUGGAGAAUCACAUGCGUACUCAUGCCGAUGAGAAGCCGUACAAGUGCGAUCUCUGCACUGCAACAUUCAGUUACGUGACAGACUUGCGGCGUCAUGAAAAGACACACACCAGUGUAAGGGAAUACAAGUGCGAUCUCUGUCCUACUCAGUUCACCCUGCUGCGCAGCUUGAAGGAACACACCUGGAUUCAUACUGGUGUGAAGUCGUUCAAGUGCGAUUUCUGUCCUGCAGAGUUCAUCCUGAGCACGCACCUCCAGCGUCACAAAAAGACACACACUGGGCUAGAAGCUGUAGAAGUGCAGUCUUCGUCCCUCUGUGUUCACCCGGCUCCAACACAUGAGUUCAGCUACAGCACGAACUUGAGGCGUCACAAGACAUACGCUGGUGUAAGGAAAUACAAGUGCGGUCUCUGUCCCUCUGAGUCCACCCUGCUGCACUGCCCGAAGGAACACACAUGGAUUCAUACUGGUGAGAAGCCAUUCAAGUGCGAUUUCUGUCCUGCAGAGUUUGCCCUAAGCAUGCACCCCCAGCGUCACAAGAAGACACACAUGGAUGCAACAGCAAGCACUCAUGUUCUUCACGGGCCCUCACACGCUUGCGACUCAGCAUCGCCAUCUAGCGUGAAGCGUCCCUUUGUGACGAAAGAUCAGAAGGAAGAGAAGAGACCCGAGUGCGACCUCAAUCCAACUACGUUCUCCAGGUGUGAGUGUGCCAAGAACCACACGCAGAGGCACACUGACAAUCUUUGCCCUGCGGAGCUCAUCUGGGGCACAGACCUGCAGCGUCACAAUAAGACACACACGGCCGAGAAGCCAUACAAGUGCAAUCUCUGUCCUGCAGAGUUCAUGCGUAGCAAAUACCUGCAGGUUCACAAGAAGACACACACGGGCGAGAGGCCGUACAAGUGUGAUCGCUGUCCGUCUGAGUUCAUCCGGCUCCACCAUCUGAAGGAGCAUAUACUGGUUCAUACCGGUGAGAAGCUAUACAAGUGUGACCUCUGUCCUGCAGAGUUCAUCCGUAACACGUACCUGCAGAGUCACAAAAAGUCUCACACGGGCGAGAGGCCGUUCAAGUGCAGUCGCUGUCCCUCGGAGUUCAUCCGCCUCCACCACCUGAAGGAGCACUUAAGGAUUCAUUCUGAUGAGAGGCCAUACAAGUGCGAUCUUUGUCCCUCUAAGUUCACUCGGCUGCAGCACCUGAAGGAUCACAUACGGAAUCAUACUGGUGAGAAGCCGUACAAGUGUGAUCUUUGUCCUGCAGCAUUCACCCAGAGGUCGAAGCUGCAGUGCCACAAGCGGAAACACUCGGGCGAGAAGCCAUACAAGUGCGAUAUCUGUCCUGCAGCGUUUACCCGGAAUGCAACAGCAACCAAAAGUGUGCUCCAUGUAGAGGAUGAGCCCACAGACAUUUGUGAUCGAAUUUCAUCUGCUGGCACCUCUUCAGACGCACGCUUCAAUGUCAGUGCAACGACUGUACAACCUCCAUUCGACAACAGUGUCACAGUCACUCUGAAGGGUCAUCAAACAGAUUCUAAGCCCAAAGACAUUGCCCCAUAUGCGCACGCUGGCGAGAAGCCAUACAAGUGCGAUGUGUGUCCUGAAAAGCUCAGCCAUACCUCAAACCUGCAGCGACACAAGCCUACACACACAGCCGAGAAGCGACACAAGUGCGAUCUCUGCCCCGCAAUGUUCAGCCGGAGUACGCACCUGCGAGAACAUAAGCUGACACACACGGGUGAGAAGCCGUUCAAGUGCGACCUUUGUCCUGCAGAGUUCCGCCAGAACAGGCACCUGACGUGUCACAGGAAAACACACACGGGUGAUAGGCCAUACAAGUGUGAUCUCUGUCCUGCAGAGUUCCGACAGAGUAAUAACCUUCGGUGUCACGAGCGGACACACUCCGGCGAGAAGCCGUACAAGUGCGACCUCUGUCCUGCAGAGUUCACCCGUAGCUCGAACCUGCAGCGUCAUAGCCAGGCACACACGGGUGAGAAGCGGUACAAGUGCAAUCUCUGUCCUGCGGAAUUCACCCGCAAAAUGCGCUUGCGGGAUCACAAGCACACACACACAGGCGAGAAGCCGUACAAGUGCAAUCUUUGUCCCGCAGAGUUCCGCCGGAAUACGCACCUGCAGCAACACCAGCGGACACACACGGGCGAGAAGCCGUACAAGUGCGACCUCUGCCCUGCAGAGUUCAGCCGGAAUAUGUACCUGCAGCAACACAAGCAGACACACACGGGCAAGAAGCCGUACAAGUGCGAUCUUUGUUCUGCAGAGUUCAGCCGGAAUACGAGCCUCCGGCAACACAAGCGGACACACACGUGUGAAAAGACGUACAAGGGUGACCUCUGUUCUGCAGACUUACGACAGGACAAGCACCUGCAGUGUCUACAAGUGGACACACACGGGCAAGAAGCCGUACAAGUGUGAUCUCUAUCUUGCAGGGUUCACCCAUAGCAUCUCUGUCCUGCAGUGUUUAGUGAGAGCACACCCCUGCGACAUCACAAACAUGCAAGUACAGGCACACACGGGCGAGAAGCCAUGCAGGUGCCGUAUUUGCCCCGCAUAAUUCAACAAGAGCAUCCACCUGCGGCAUCAGAAGGAGCUUCACAUAGGCGAGAAGCCGCAGAGGAGCAAUCUCUCUUUUGCAUGGUUCAGCCGGAGCAUGCGUCCGCGCCUCCACGAGCAGACUCAUGCAGGCGAGAAGCCGUAGAAGGCUGGCUACCAUGAUGCAGAGUUCAGCUAGGGCAAUAACAUGUGGCAUUCCAAGCAGAGAGACAUGGGCAAGAAGCAAUACAAGUGCUAUGUUUUUCAUGCAGAGUUCAGCAAGAUCAUGCACCUGUGGCAUUUUGCUAGCAGAUAGACAUGGGUGAGGCGCCACACAAGUACUAUCUCUGUCCUGCAAAGUUCAGCCUGCGGCAUCACAUGCAGAUGCAUACAAGCGAGAAGCCAUGAAAGGGCGUCCACCAUGCUACACAGUUCAGCUAGGGCAAGAACCUGCGGCACUUCAAGCAGACACACAUGAACGAGAACUCGUACGCGUGGAGACUCUGCAGUUCUGCUUUCCUCCUCCGCAAACACGUGAUGCGCUCCAUGUACACACAUGGGCGAGAAGCUGUACAAAUCUGACUAUCUUGUUUUGUUCAGUUUAAAUUCUCUCCGUAUCAUUAAUAACAUUGAGGAGAUACA
Molecule: messenger RNA, 4216 nt
Organism: Ornithodoros turicata
Lineage: Eukaryota; Metazoa; Arthropoda; Arachnida; Ixodida; Argasidae
Product: zinc finger protein 271-like
Exons: 6
Coding region: 449-3457 (1002 amino acids)
Biological process (GO): regulation of transcription by RNA polymerase II
Molecular function (GO): DNA-binding transcription factor activity, RNA polymerase II-specific; RNA polymerase II cis-regulatory region sequence-specific DNA binding
Source: RefSeq, a predicted model, not a curated record